Molecule: messenger RNA, 981 nt
Organism: Calliphora vicina (urban bluebottle blowfly)
Lineage: Eukaryota; Metazoa; Arthropoda; Insecta; Diptera; Calliphoridae
Product: trichohyalin
Exons: 7
Coding region: 1-981 (326 amino acids)
Source: RefSeq, a predicted model, not a curated record
AUGGAAAUUAUAGAAUUUUUACAAACCACUGAACAAAAAAAUAUCAAAAGUUAUAUUGGAAUGAAGGUUAAAGAGAAACUGCAGGAAUACGAGGUGGUAUUACAAGAACGAAAACAAAUAUUAGCAGACAUUUUAGAAUUCGAAAAUAUGCAAUACAAUGAAGAACUCAUACUGCUGCUAAAUGAAAAAUUAAAUGAACAAUUUAGAAAACGUCUUGAUUGGCUGAAUACAAAACUCAUGGAACAGCACAAGGCCGAAGAAGAACUACUUAAGUUAAAAAAUCAACAAAGAGAAUUAGAAAAUUGUGAAGAAUGGCGUCACAUGCAAAGCAAACACUUACUUUUGGACUCUAAGAAGGGACAACUCUAUCAAAUCGAAGAAAAAAAGUUGAGAAUGCAAAAAGAAAAAUCUAUAGAUAAAAUGUGGCAUGAUGUAAUGGAGCGUUUAAAUCGUGAGAAAGAAUAUCAGGAGAUAUAUGAAAACAAAUUACUCAAAGUAAUAGAAGCGGCAAAUCAAUUAAAAAAUCAAGAAAUCUGUGAUCAGAAUAAAAAGCAACAGCUGCUGGAGUCUGAGCAAGAUAGAAAAGAAUUUCAAGAGGAAAAUCAAAAAGCUUUAUUUAUGGAAGACAAAUAUCGUAAAGAUGAAAAGCGCACAGAAAUCUUAAACAAAACUCGUCAUGAACAACUACUAAAGUCUCAAAUUGCAGCAAACUUUGAAAGAAAAUGUUUGGAAACUCAAUUGUCUUUUAAGGAAACACGCUUGCAAACGGAGCGCGAGGAUCAGCUUAUUUUAUUGGAAUUACAGCAAGCUGAAAGCGCAAAGAUCCGCAACAAAGAGUGGCACAAAUAUUAUUUGAAAAAUUGCCGUAAAGAGCAACAACAAAAAUUAAAAGAAAAACAUGAUUUUGAAAAAAUGUAUUUAAAUACUGGCUGUAUUUUGCAACAAAGUCCAAAGAAACCGUAUGGUAAAAAUGCACGUUAA